CCUUGAACCUACUGCAUUGGAUAUGACAGCGGUCGAUUUUUACGGUGUGUCUUACCGUAUUUCAACGCCGCAAUCAAAGAAUAUAAUCAAGUUUUCAAUGUUAAUGCAAUGCUUCAAAGAACUUGUCCAAUGGGGGGCACAGGAUAUGUUGCAUAAAGAAUAUGGUGCUUAUAUUCUGGCAGAGACCGAAAGUGGGUAUGAUUUUAGUUUAGAGUUUGAUUUACAGAAAUUGCCCGAGGAUAAAGUUAUUCAACAAAAAAUAUCUUUCAAGCCUUAUCAUGGGUUUUCUCAUUUAAUUAUAAUGACUAUUUGUCUUUUAGAGGAAAGAGAAGCACUUGUGAAAAAAGUAUCUUUAAUCAAACGUAAUCUUUUGGCUCAACCCUUUGAACGGGCUUUUGAGCAGCAAGCUCAAUAUGAAGCUGAAGAGCAAACAAAUCCCACACCUGUCCUCAUGCAAAUUCACUAUAGAGAUCAAGAAACUAUUUAUAUUCAAGCACAAUAUGAUAGAGUUACUGUAAUCUUUUCUACAUUGUUUAAGGAAGAAACAGAUAGAAUAUUUGGAAGAGUGUUUUUGCAGGAAUUCGUUGAUGCUCGUCGUCGACCAGCAAUUCAAAAGGCACCUCAAGUUCUUUAUUCUAGUAAAGACCCUCCAUUAGAAAUUAGAUAUUUGUCUGAAUCACAAAACGAAGAUGUUGGCUAUGUCACCUUUG
Racocetra fulgida is the source of this 710-nucleotide messenger RNA. Lineage: Eukaryota; Fungi; Glomeromycota; Glomeromycetes; Diversisporales; Gigasporaceae. The record is from the annotation of a GenBank genome assembly.